CCCGCCCCGCCCCGCCCCGCGCCGCGCCGCCCGCGCCGGCUCCGGCUCCGCAGCUCGUCCUCCCGCCGCCGGCCGGCGGCGCGGGCCAUGGCGCUGCUGCGGGACGUGUCGCUGCAGGACCCGCGGGACCGCUUCGAGCUGCUGCAGCGCGUGGGCUCCGGCACCUACGGCGACGUCUACAAGGCCCGCGACACCGCCACGUCCGAGCUGGCCGCGGUGAAGAUCGUGAAGCUGGACCCAGGGGACGACAUCAGCUCCCUCCAGCAGGAAAUCACUAUCCUGCGGGAGUGCCACCACCCCAACGUGGUGGCCUACAUUGGCAGCUACCUCAGGAACGACCGCCUGUGGAUCUGCAUGGAGUUCUGCGGAGGGGGGUCCCUGCAGGAGAUUUACCACGCCACGGGGCCCCUGGAGGAGCGGCAGAUCGCCUACGUCUGCCGGGAGGCGCUGAAGGGGCUGCACCACUUGCAUUCCCAGGGGAAGAUCCACAGGGACAUCAAGGGCGCCAACCUCCUCCUCACCCUCCAGGGAGAUGUCAAGCUGGCUGACUUUGGGGUAUCCGGCGAGCUGACGGCAUCUGUGGCUAAGAGGCGGUCUUUCAUUGGGACUCCAUACUGGAUGGCCCCGGAGGUGGCCGCCGUGGAGCGCAAAGGUGGCUACAAUGAGCUGUGUGACGUCUGGGCGCUGGGCAUCACGGCCAUUGAGCUGGGCGAGCUGCAGCCCCCCCUGUUCCACCUGCACCCCAUGAGGGCCUUGAUGCUCAUGUCCAAGAGCAGCUUCCAGCCGCCCAAGCUGAGGGACAAGACGCGCUGGACUCAGAAUUUCCACCACUUCCUCAAGCUGGCCUUGACCAAGAACCCCAAGAAGAGGCCAACAGCAGAGAAGCUUCUGCAGCACCCCUUCACCACACAGCAGCUCCCCCGGGCUCUCCUCACACAGCUGCUGGACAAGGCCAGUGACCCCCAGCUGGGCGCCCUCUCCCCGGAGGACUGUGACGUGGAGACUUACGACAUGUUUCCAGACACCAUUCACUCCCGCGGUCAGCACGGCCAGGCCGAGAGGACCCCCUCGGAGAUCCAGUUUCACCAGGUGAAGUUUGGCGCCCCCCGCAGGAAGGAGACGGACCCGCUCCCGGAGCCGUGGGAAGAGGAGUGGACCCUGCUGGGAAAGGAGGAGCUGAGUGGGAGCCUGCUGCAGUCCGUCCAGGAGGCCCUGGAGGAGAGGAGCCUGACCAUCCGGCCAGCCUUGGAACUGCAGGAGCUGGACUCCCCAGACGAUGCCAUGGGAACCAUCAAGCGGGCCCCGUUGGGGCCGGCCCCCCAUGAGCCGCCAGCUGAGUCCCCUCUGACCAGCCCCCCAGGAACCCCACCCCGACCCCUCCCGGGCUCCGACAGCCCCCCGCCUCUCCCCACCGCCUGGGCCACCAUGAAGCACCGGGAGGAUCCUGAGAGAUCGUCCUGCCAUGGGCUGCCCCCGACCCCCAAGGUGCACGUAAGUGUCCGCCCGCCCCCUGCAGCCCGCAGCCCCGCCGCCUGCCCACCGCCCGCCACCCGCCGCCCUGCGCGUCCUCACAGCCUCUCGCCUCCGCAGAUGGGAGCCUGCUUCUCCAAGGUCUUCAACGGCUGCCCCCUGCGGAUCCACGCUGCUGUCACCUGGAUUCACCCCGGCACCCGGGACCAGUUCCUGGUGGUGGGCGCCGAGGAGGGCAUCUACACCCUCAACCUACACGAGCUGCACGAGGACACCCUGGAGAAGCUGAUCUCACACCGCUGCGCCUGGCUCUACUGCGUGAAUAACGUGCUGCUGUCACUCUCAGGGAAAUCCACGCACAUCUGGUCCCACGACCUCCCGGGCCUCUUCGAGCAGCGGCGACUGCAGCAGCAGGUCCCCCUCUCCAUCCCCACCAACCGCCUCACCCAGCGCAUCAUCCCCAGGCGCUUUGCACUGUCCACCAAGAUUCCGGACACCAAAGGCUGCCUGCAGUGCCGCGUGGUGCGGAACCCCUACACGGGCAGCACCUUCCUGCUGGCCGCCUUGCCCGCCAGCCUGCUCCUGCUGCAGUGGUACGAGCCGCUACAGAAGUUCCUGCUGCUGAAGAACUUCUCCAGCCCCUUGCCCAGCCCAGCCGGGAUGCUGGAGCCGCUGGUCCUGGAGGGGAAGGAGCUCCCGCAGGUGUGUGUGGGGGCCGAGGGCCCCGAGGGGCCCGGCUGCCGCGUCCUGUUCCACGUCCUGCCGCUGGAGGCCGGCCUGACCCCUGAUGUGCUCGUACCGCCUGAGGGGCUCCCAGGCUCCGCCCAGCAGGUGGUCCAGGUGGACAGGGACACGGUGCUGGUCUGCUUUGACCGCUGCGUGAGGAUCGUCAACCUGCUGGGCGAGCCUGCGGCCACCCUGGCUCCCGUGCUGACCUUUGACUUCCCCAUUGAGACUGUGGUGUGUCUGCAGGACAGCGUGCUGGCCUUCUGGAGCCACGGAAUGCAGGGCCGCAGCCUGGACACCAACGAGGUGACCCAAGAGAUCACGGAUGAGACGAGGGUCUUCCGGGUGCUUGGGGCCCACAGAGACAUCAUCCUUGAGAGCAUUCCCACCGACAACCCUGGGGCUCACAGCAACCUCUACAUCCUCACCGGCCACCAGAGCAGCUACUGAGCGCGGGGCCCGCCAGAGGCACCCCCUCCCCACGCCUUGGCUGCAGCCCAGCCCGCUUAGGCAGAGGGAGCCCAGGCCCGCGCUGCUGGGCUGAGGGGCAGAGGUAAUCCUGAGAAGUCGGGGGGCUGCGGAGGGAGGAGAGCCCUCCCACACCCCUGCAAUAACUGGACCAGAGGAAGCUGCUGUCACUCCCCUCCCCUCCAGCAGCCCGGGGCCCGUGCCCCAUGGCAGAGGCCCUGUAGGGCGGGGCAGGCCCUGGACGAUCCAUUCCAUGUUUCCCAUUUCCUUUCCAUCCUCCUGCCGAGAGCCUGCCCCGCCCCCGCCCCUGUCCCGGGAACAUACUAUUUAAGAGAGAAAACUAUAUUGGUAUUAAAGCUGGUUUCACUUUA
Messenger RNA from Pipistrellus kuhlii (Kuhl's pipistrelle), 3035 nucleotides. It is a transcript of the gene MAP4K2, whose product is annotated as mitogen-activated protein kinase kinase kinase kinase 2. Bases 88 to 2646 code for a protein of 852 amino acids. Gene Ontology annotation, biological process: protein phosphorylation. NCBI's taxonomy places the organism in Eukaryota, Metazoa, Chordata, Mammalia, Chiroptera, Vespertilionidae. The transcript is spliced from 31 exons. The record is from RefSeq and is a predicted model, not a curated record. Gene Ontology annotation, molecular function: ATP binding; MAP kinase kinase kinase kinase activity.